Metarhizium album ARSEF 1941 is the source of this 2049-nucleotide messenger RNA. RefSeq lists its product as uncharacterized. Gene Ontology annotation, biological process: DNA-templated transcription. Gene Ontology annotation, molecular function: DNA binding; zinc ion binding. The coding region runs from base 1 to 2049 and encodes 682 amino acids. The record is from RefSeq and is a predicted model, not a curated record. Lineage: Eukaryota; Fungi; Ascomycota; Sordariomycetes; Hypocreales; Clavicipitaceae. The transcript has 3 exons.
AUGUCUGUGGCUCCAACAACCAACUCUGCGCCGCCCCCGGCGCGAAAAGUCAAGUUCGUGGCGUCGGAUCCGAGCCGUGGAGGAUUGCCCGUCAAGCGCAAGCAAGUCCAGCAGGCCUGUGCAGCAUGUCGACGUAAGAAGGUUGGUCUUUUGGGUCCGGCUCUGACGACUUUGACCGCUGAGCCUUGGCUGACCACUCUCUCUCUGCCGUCGACGAUGGCGUCGGUCGCCACACCACGCACGAGAACGGCAGCCAUGACCCAAGUCAACGGCAUCGCAACUCCGUCACGUACUGCUCGUGCGCUCUCUUUGCAUACUAUCCAGCCUCCGUACCAGAACAAUCAUGUCUCUGUCACUACGCCGUCGCAAACUCAUGACCUCGACCAGCGAUCAUCCCGUUUUGUCGGUGACCUCAACCCUGAGGGCAUGUUUCUGGAAGCCACCGCGUCCACCUCCGCCAGGGCCUCGUCUCAAAAAGGAGACGUGGGUAUCUGGCUAUCGUCUGGUGCCUUUGGUGGCACCGGGCAAUCCUCUCAGUUCAUCACUUCUCGCCCCCCUCCGUUGAUGGAUCGCUUCCUGCUGCCCUUUGUUCGGGAGCAUUGCCUGUCCUGCCUCCCACCGCCCGAGGAUUUCGCACAAUUAAAAAACGUCUAUAUCCAGAAGAUCCAUCCCAUAUUCCCGGUCAUUCCCAUCGCAGACAUCGACAACAAUGUCGACCACCCAUGCAAUAUAGUACUCCGCCAGCUUGUUUGCCUCGCUGCCGCUGCCGAUCCCGAAGUCACCGAGCAUUACCGGUUACAGAAUCGCGAGCCCGGCCUGCUGUCGCCUCAGGACUUUUCUCAGUCCUUGUCCUCGUCUGUGCGCGCCAUACUGGAGACAAGUCUCAUUACAGAUCGAGUCUUGCAUAUCCAGGCUUUGAUCAUGCUCUCCCUGUAUACGCAGCCAACCUGUGCCGAGGAGUCGGACCUGCCUGCACAACUGGGCGGCCGUGCCAUUCACCAUAUACAAACGCUCGGCCUACACUUGCUCAGAUACGACGCGCCGAAUUGUGCCGAUCUCGAGAACCUGUUCUGCUGUGUAUGGGCCGUGGACCGCAUCAAUGCCGCCGAGUAUGGCAGACCGUGCCUGAUUCAUGAGCGUGACAUUGGCGCCGACUUGGAAGCUUGCAUCAGAAAACGACCACCUUGUUUCCGGCUGUUUUUAUUAGUCGUCCAGUGGCUCGACCAAGUCAUUGAACUGUAUCGUCCAGGACCCAGUGCAGAAGCGUCAGGGCUCGAAAAAAUUGCUUAUAUUGAUCUCCCCGUGCUGGAGGCAAUGAUUGUCGAUGCGGACGCACUGAAGGUGCCGUCCUUCCUCAUCGCCACCAUUGAGACAUUCUACCACGCCGUCAUAAUUUUGUCGUGCAGACUACCUCGCCCCGGAACAGUGCCCGCCGCCUCGACACUCCCGCCGCCGUCUGCGAACGCGCGGCGGUCCCUCGCAGCUGAGCGCAUCGCCUGCGCCGUACCUCGAGAUCACCUGAGCCCCAUGCCCUUCAUCCCCUACGCAGUGUCACUAGCUCUGAGCGUGGAGUACAGGAAGAUGAGACACAGUCGGCUUCCCAUGUUCCGAGCCCGGGCCAUGAGCUCAUUCAGGCGGAACUGCGAAAUGUUGCGAAACUACGGGGACCAUUUCUGGAGCGCAAACGUGGUUGCCGGCCUGGGCGAACGAGUCUUGAGGGAGAUGGAGCGUGCUGCCACGAGCUUGACAACAAAAGAGGCCAGCCCUGCACCGCCAGAUGUCAGGUCCAGGUCGGCAUCGGCCGGUGUGCAGCCCCAAAGCAUGAGGCAGACGGACGUGCUACCCUGUAAUGCAUCCGGUAUCACAUCCGCUGCCGGCAUGGACAACGCCGUCGACUUUUCACUGAUUGACGCCAUCUCGGGCCAGGACGUCUUUGGGCACAUUGACCCCAGUUUCAACUUGGAUGCCGUGGAAGAUGUUUUGGAGGCAAAUCUCGACAUUGGCUUGCCACUUAAUUGGAGCGACUGGGGUCAGUUUGCAUCUAAUUAA